This is a messenger RNA of Protomyces lactucae-debilis, 810 nucleotides long. RefSeq lists its product as uncharacterized. NCBI's taxonomy places the organism in Eukaryota, Fungi, Ascomycota, Taphrinomycetes, Taphrinales, Protomycetaceae. The coding region runs from base 362 to 697 and encodes 111 amino acids. The record is from RefSeq and is a predicted model, not a curated record. The transcript has a single exon.
AAGCUCCGAGAGGGCAUUGGCAAUUGGUCUAUGGCCCACUUGGUACACAAGAGUUUCUAAGGACAAAUUUUCGCCUGACAUAUGCAUACAUUGCGCUGGCAUCAUCGUUCCCCGAUAUUGAAGUUAUUGUUUAAUGACGAGCAAGCGUUCGAGGGCACAUCAUUCCACCAGGAGAAGCCUCUUCUAUUGACUAUUGAAUGGCCGGAUACAGGCUCAUUCACAGCUCUUCUGGUUCAGCAUAUCCUGCGAUCAUCGCAUCACCGUCGAUGCGGACGCCAUACUACUUACUGUCCCCAACCUCGGCUUCAUCUUUCGCGAUGCGGACUUUGUCGAGAUCUCACAUCAGACAUCCAGUACUCUCAUGGCUGCAUUUUGCAAUGCUAAUGCAGAACGCCGGGCAACAUUAUCAGUGCUCAAAGCCGGUCAUGCCAUCUCGCUACUUACAGGCAGCACAGUAAGGCCUCUGCCGAAAGAGCGUGGCCAUACAGUGGUCCUACUCUGCGACGCCCAUAACGCUCCCGCUUGUCUACCGCACCUGAAACGAAGCGUUGUUUUGCUUGUCUUGCAUGAGUCAGGUAAUGCGUACCUUCCACCAGCGUACGGUAAGCUCAGCGAUACGCUCGUUCCAGUACAAGAACGUGCAGCAAGUCAGAGCCAAGGUACGCCUGAAGUCGAAGGCGCUUUUAUUUUGGCGUGACAGGCAAAGAUGCUUGUUUUGACGCACUUUUCAAGUCGAGAAUGGGGGAAAGGGCAACAGGCAAGGCAUUGUAUGCAGCUAUGUGAGCAAAUUGCUCAACGAGCAUCAUCGGC